AUGAUACUUCUAAUCGGUAUAGAGAGCAGACAACUAGAUGACUCGGAGGUUCCUGAUAAAACCUCUUGGAAGGCCUUCCGUACUCGGUCAUUCCGGAAACUUCAGGAAGGUCCAGAAUCCAUGUUUCGUAUAUUCAGCUAUAAAGAAACAAAAAAGGCUACGAACAAUUUCAACAUAAUCAUUGGACAAGGUGGAUUUGGAACUGCAUACAAAGCUCAGUUCAGUGAUGGUUUUGUGGUUGCCGUUAAGCGGAUGGACAAAGUCUUAGAACAAGCAGAGGAUGAUUUCUGUAGAGAGAUUGAACUUGUUGGAAGACUCCAUCAUCGUCAUCUUGUUUCUCUAAGAGGCUUCUGUGUUGAUAGCCGUGAAAGGUUUCUAAUGUACGAGUACAUGGAAAACGGAAGGCUAAAGGAUCAUCUUCAUUCAAUUUCAUUUCUCUCUAGAAGAUCGAGUAUGUUGAUUUCGAGAGUAGGAAUUAUUGGUGCGGGUAUAAGUGGUAUUGCAGCAGCAAAACAACUUAAGCGUUAUAACCCGAUUGUUUUUGAGGGUUCGGAUUCUCUCGGUGGUGUUUGGCAACACUGCUCGUAUAGAUCAACAAACCUUCAAACACCGAGGUAUGAUUACGAGUUCUCGGAUUAUCCAUGGCCUGAAAGAGAUAAUCACAACUUUCCUUCUAGCACUGAGAUUGUGGAUUACGCCUACAAUUAUGCUAAGCAUUUUGAUGUGUUGAAGUACGUCGAAUUCAACACAAAGGUAGUUGAAUUACGAUAUGUUGGCAGCCGAGAUACCAUGACUACGGAUUUGUUGGUAGAGGACGACGUGUCGACUCUAUGUACUGGUAAACCACUCUGGGAAGUUGCUGUCAAGUCCAAAUACUCUGAGACCGUUGAGUGGUAUUCAUUUGAGUUUCUGGUGGUAUGUAUUGGCAAAUACGGCGACGUACCAAAAAUCCCAGUGUUCCCGAAAAACAAAGGUCAGGAGGAUUUCAAUGGAAAAGUUUUGCAUACACUUGAUUAUUGCAAACUUAACAAGGAUGAAACAACUGAAUUACUUCAAGGGAAAAAAGUUGUAGUCAUUGGUUACAAAAAAUCAGCUAUAGACUUAGCUAAUGAAUGUGCUGAGGCUAAUCAAGGACCAGAUGGAAAACCAUGCACCAUGGUGAUAAGGACCCUGCAUUGGACAGUCCCUUCUUAUUCGAUUUGGGGGCUACCAUUUUUCUUGUUCUAUUCAACAAGAUUCUCACAGUUUCUCCAUGAAAGACCAAACCAAAGCCUAUUGAAAGAUCUGUUUUGCCUUUUUGCAUCUCCAAUGAGAAAAGGAGUAUCGAAAUUCAUCGAAUCUUACUUGGAAUGGAAACUACCUCUAGCCAAAUACGGGUUGAAACCAAGUCACCCGUUCGAGGAAGACUACGCGUCCUGUCAAAUGGCUAUCUUGCCAGAAAACUUCUUCAAACAGGCUGAUGAAGGAAGAAUCUUGUUUAAAAAGAGUCCAAAAUGGAGUUUUUGGAGUGGUGGGAUUGAAUUAGAAGACAAAACAAAGCUGGAAGCAGAUGUUGUGGUUCUUGCAACCGGUUUUGACGGCAAGGGGAAGCUUAAGUCAUUAUUUCCUGAACCCUUUAGAAGCUUGUUAGAGGACUCUACAUGCAUCAUGCCACUCUACAGGGGUACAAUCCAUCCAUUAAUCCCCGGGGUGGCUUUUGUUGGAUAUACAGAAAGUGUAUCAAACCUACAUUCUUCAGAGAUCCGUUGCAAAUGGUUAUCGCGAGCUAUGGAUGGUCAUUUCAAGCUUCCAACGAUCGAAAACAUGCUCGAACAAAUAUCGAAAGAGAUCGAAGUGUCAAAGAGAUCAACUCGGUUUUACAAGAAAAAACCUUGUAUUUCAACGUUUAGUAUUAACCACACCGAUGAAAUAUGUGAGGAGAUGGGAUUGAAAACAUGGAGGAAGAAGAAUUGGUUAUUAGAGGCAUUCAGUCCUUACAACAACCGGGAUUAUGAAGAAGAAAAAUGAUGCAAUAAUCAUUUCUUCAUUGUCGAUCAGAAGAAAAGAAAAAUGAUGCAAUUAAGUAAAUACAAGGAAGAUUAC
Molecule: messenger RNA, 2082 nt
Organism: Papaver somniferum (opium poppy)
Lineage: Eukaryota; Viridiplantae; Streptophyta; Magnoliopsida; Ranunculales; Papaveraceae
Product: probable flavin-containing monooxygenase 1
Exons: 8
Coding region: 1-2007 (668 amino acids)
Biological process (GO): protein phosphorylation
Molecular function (GO): protein kinase activity; N,N-dimethylaniline monooxygenase activity; ATP binding
Source: RefSeq, a predicted model, not a curated record